CCCUGCCUCUAUGUCUCCCUUGACUGGCCGAACGAGCUACCUGGCGUUCGCCCGGUGAAGGUGAUUAAAAGCCGAAAAUCCCCCAUGCCCCAGACGCCAAGUGCGCCGACAAACUUCGUCCGACAUAAUCUGCAAUUGUCCAGACCCUGCCGACCUUCUAUAUCAUCACACAAAGUCAGGCUCUCACAGCCAGCCAGCUAUGGACCGCCAGAGACGCCAGAACGAUCCGGGAGCGAACCGUUCGCUGAAGCAGAAAAUCUGGCGCGAGUUCAAGACCUGGGUCGACGAAAACAAGUGCGAAGGCACAUGUCUCAACAGCCGGCACCAGACCUACUACUUCAUUCCGCAAGGCUUCCUAAGGAGGUACUGGACCGAUGAGCGACUCGAGCAAUGCUUGGAGGCGCUCGCGAUCGGGCUUCGCAUGCACAUUGUCAGGGACGAGCUCCUGCACGUGCUGUCGAUACUGCUGCGGAUGUCGAAUGAGGAAUGCUCCGAGGUCCCGGAGAUCUACGGCCUCUUUCAUGGCCAGGGGAAGAAAAGGGUAAAGGAUGAUCGGCUGCCACUUUCCAGGCAAUCCUCCAGGGACUGCUUCGAGGACACUGGCACUGCCAGUAGUUUCUACGACACCCAAUUCUUGUUCACACCUGCAUCUAUCGGGCGGGAUUCGUGGGGAAACACCUUGGAGCCGUUUGAGGUUCUGCCGCUGAAGCUGCUGGGUGUUUUGCAAAUGGGAGAUGACUGUUCAACGCCUCAUAUUGCAAAAUACCAGGCAUACAAAGGCUCGAGUUUGUCGAAGGAGCUCCUCGUCAUCAAAGAGUUCCCGCCCUCCAAAGCCAUGUCUGCCAUAUACCAGGCCGAGAUUAGUGCCUACGAAACCAUCCACAUGCUAGGGGAGGCAGACGGAAGCAGUCUAGGGCGGUAUUUCCUGGACUGCAAGGCGGCCAUUAACCAAGGUGACCGGGCAGCAAUCGUGCGGGAAUACGCAGAAGGAGGGAGCCUGCAGGAGUGGCUGGGUCAGAACCGCAUCCCCUAUACCCCAGAAGGUGUCCGUCAGCUGUGGGCCGAGCUUGUCAAGCUGUACCGUGCUGUGGACAGCUUCCAGACCCUCGGGUUUCGCGGGAACAACCACAUUCGCCCACAUGCGGCACACCCCCACCACGACAUCACGCCGGCCAACAUCUUCGUCGUAGUGCACCCCGACGAUGGUUCUCUUGGCUGGAGCGGGCAUCGUAAACAGAGAAUCUCCUUCAAGCUGGGCGACCUGGGUUGGAGCCGCGAACGCCAGGGGAUGACGGGAGGAACGGAGACGCCCCAGUUCUGUUCACCGAGAAACUACUUGGCCCCCGAGCUGUUCGAUGGGGAUGGGAACGAAACCCACGUUCGCGAGACAGGCACACAUCAUUCCGAUCUCUGGUCCCUGUCGUGUCUGAUGCUCGAGAUUGCCGUGUGGCUGGCCGGGGGCAGCCAAGCGGCAACCGACUUUUUCCAGGCCCGAGUGGACGAGAACAGCGUCCAGCGGCUUCCGCCAGCGUCUCCCUCCGUCGUCGGAUAUGAGGGUUGCUUCCACGACGGCAGGCGCGCGCUCAAGGCGGUCAGGGACGUCGUGGCCCUGAGCAAGAGCAACCAACGCUUCUUCGACGGCAUCACGGGCAAGAUUGUCGAGUACGUGCUCGAGCACGGCCUGAACAGCAAGCCGAAGCUCCGAGGGGAUGCCGCCUCGACGGCGCGACGCCUACAGGCAAUCAUUGACGACCCUGACAACCUCGUCGAGCCCCAAUAUCCGGCGCUUCCUCCGAGUCCUGCCCCGACCGAAUUCGAGCCCGAUGUCAAUAAACUGUACGUGUACGGGAGCACUGAUGAGCGGUUCGACGCACGAGUCCUCGAGGGAGCGUUUGGGGCAGUAUUUUUGGAACCCACCGUCCUGGCUCAGCCAUUCAAGUCAACGCAAUGGUCAUCAUCACGACGCCCUUCGACAGCAACAAAGAACGGGCCGGCGUCGGCGCCAUCAUCGCCAGCAACAUCCACCUUGUUUCCGCCCUCGCCAGCAACAACAGAGCCAAUCUCGCCGACAAAAACAUCCGCCUCGUCCCCCAUCUCGCCGGCAACGACCACCGCCUCGUCUCCAUGCAUGCCGUACCGCCGGUCGUUCCCACCUGCUCCCAAGCACGACAAGGUCACCGUCGACUACGUGAUCAACUACCGGAGCAACUGGAAAUGGAUGGUCGAGGCCGACCCCUACAACGCCAUGCGUUCUUUCUUCGCCGACGUCAAGCAAGCUCUCGACGGGCGUGAUCAGAUCUUCCUCAUCGACGACCACAGCACCAUGCUCGCCCACGCGGGCCAGCUCAAGCGCACCCUGGAGGCCAUCGCCAAGGUGGUCAAGUCGGUCGACAGGGACGGCAUGGAGCUGCGCUUCGCCUCGGACCCGCUGGCGCGCCACACGGUCUACCGCGCCGCCGACCUGGCCGGGCUGCUGGAGCGCGCCGCACCCCCGUCGUCGUCGUCGUCGUCCUCCUCCUCCUCCUCCAUGGCCGCCGCCAUGCACGCCACCCUGACCGCGGUGCUGGACAAGAACGCCGGCGCCACCCCCGCGCGCCGGCGCCACCACCACCACCACCACCACAGCCCCCUCGAAUGGCUGACCUCCUCGUACGCUCCGGCGCGGCCGACGGGCACAAACAUCUACGUCAUGACGUCGGGCGUCUGGGGCCACCGGGAGCGACGCGACAGCGACGUGACGCUGGGCGUGGCGCGCGUGAUCCGGGGGUUCAUCCGGAACCAGCAGCGCAGCGGGCGGCUCGACACGCACACGGUGAUACAGAUGGUGUCGUUCGGCCACGACGAGGUCGGGCUCGAGCGGCUCCGCCGCCUGGACGACGACCUCUGGAGCGCGGAGGAGGGGGCCGCCGGCGGCGGCCCUCACGCGCACUGGGACAUUGUCGACACUAAAGCCCACACCGAGUGCAUGUGGUCCAUCCUACUCGGCGCCAUGGACAAGCAGGAGGACGACAGGCCGUCCGACGCAAGACACGGCGAUGGCCAAGAAAGAUGGCAUGACUGCGGCCCAUAGGCGCCCUUUAUAACCCAGUAGACGAUUGUGAUCCUAUAAUGUUUAAGUUUCAAGUUCACGCGAUUGUUAAAGUUGUUCCUACGAUAGCAUGACCCCUGCAUUUUGGAAAAAGAAUAAGACGAGGAUAGAUUAAAAACAGGACUACGAACUAGAAGAAAAGAAGGGAAGAAGGAAAAGAGAAGGAAAAAGGAAGAAAAAGAGAAAAAAGGUCAUAUAAAUACAUGUAUAAACUUAAAGCCAUUUUUUGUGGGGGCGAAUCUUGUUGUUAGUACGCAUUUGAGAUUCGACAGGUACAAACCCGCGGCGUUGUCAAAUCUAAUCCUCGGGAUUCGUACAUAUUCGUACAUAUUUGCUUAUACUGUUUAUACUACAAACUGUUUAGGGGAGCUGUCGUGUUGCUUUUUGCUGCCAAAUACACACAACCACACACUGACA
Molecule: messenger RNA, 3505 nt
Organism: Gaeumannomyces tritici R3-111a-1
Lineage: Eukaryota; Fungi; Ascomycota; Sordariomycetes; Magnaporthales; Magnaporthaceae
Product: serine/threonine protein kinase
Exons: 3
Coding region: 200-3070 (956 amino acids)
Biological process (GO): protein phosphorylation
Molecular function (GO): ATP binding; protein kinase activity
Source: RefSeq, a predicted model, not a curated record